AUGGACCGGACGCCGUCGUGCUGUUCGCAACCGGUGGCCGCGGCGGCGGCCGUGUACAACUACGGCGUGGCCGGGGCGACAGUCGGCGGUUACGCUUCGUCGUACGACGGCCACCCGAUGUCCACGCCGUCGUCAUCGGCGGUCGGCGUGACGACGGUGGUGGACGACGGCCAAGGGUGUUUCUGUUGCGACAGCGACGACGACAGCGUGGAACGGGCGCGCGUGGCCCACGCCAAGCGUAAGUGCUACAAGAGCUGUCUGCGGAACGCGUUCGUGUGCGCUCUGCUCGUGUCGUACACGUUCGCGGGCGCGCUGAUAUUCCUCAGCAUCGAGGGCGACGUGGACGCCGCGGACGCCGUGGACGUGGACGACGGCGGCGGCGGCGGCGGCAGUCCUGUCCGGGAAGCCGGCCUGAUGCCCGCACAACCGCAGAACCUGACGGCCGCCUGGCUGGCCGCGGCGGCUGCGGGCGAAGAGAGCCGCGCCCGGACCGUGGAGACCAUAUGGGAGAUAACGGUCAACUUGAACAUACUGUACCGGGAGAACUGGACCAGGCUGGCCGCGCAGGAGCUGAACCGGUUCCAAGAGGACCUGAUACGCCGCCUCACGCAGCAGAUGGAAAUCGAAUCGGCCGCGGUCAGCUAUCACGCCGGCGUCGGUGGCAGCUUCAUCGUCGACCACGGCGGUGAUACCGGAGACAGCACUUUCGAAUGGAACAUGGCCACAUCGUUCCUGUACUGCCUGUCCAUACUCACCACGAUCGGAUACGGAAACAUCACACCGAAGACCGCUAUAGGUAAAAUGGUUACAAUGGUGUACGCGUUGAUUGGCAUCCCAUUGAUGUUAGUGUACUUAUCAAGCAUUGGCGGUCUGUUGGCGUGGUGUGCCCGAGGAAUAUUUACCAGGUCGUUGUGCUGUUGUCUGUGCUCUAAAUGCGGUUACUGCUGUUACGACGAGAAGCUGAUGGAAGAAAAAGAGCGGCGGAUGAAACUGAAACGCGAGCGGAAGGAGUACGACAUGCAAAUGAAAACGUUCUCCGGCCACGCGCUCGAACCGUACUAUGUGCGGCCGGGCGACGCGGACGACGUGUUCCUAAGGGUGUCCGACCGGGCGGCGGCCGCGACGUCGGCGGCCACGUCGGUGUCUGAUUCGGCGUCGGCGGCGGCCGCGGAACUGGCCGCGGACAGCGCCAGUUUCGUGCCACUGCUGUUGGUCGGCUUCGCGUUCAUGUCGGCGUACAUCGGAUGCGGCGCGGCCGUCCUGUACCGGCUAGACGCCGGCGGCAAGUCGUACCUGGACUGCGUGUUCUUCUGCUUCAUGUUGCUCAGCACCAUCGGCUACGGCAACUCGCGGUCAAUGGACGUGACGCUCACCGGUACGGCGACCGUUUGGUUCUGUUCCGUGUACAUACUGUCCGGCAUGGCGCUGACAGCCAUGUGCUUCAACAUCGUUCACCACGGCGUGUCCACCAAACUCAAGACGCUCUACCGGCCGGCGACCGCGCAGACGGGUGACGGUGGCAGCGGCAUUAACCCAGUGGUACAGCAACAGCGGCAGAAACGCGAAGACUGCGUGGUCGGUGGCUGCGGGGGCAGUAUAAGCGAUCUGACGUUGUCGUCGCGCGGCGCCGCCUCCAGCACCGCCGCCGCGGCCGCAAAGUCCUGACACGCGAAAC
Rhopalosiphum maidis (corn leaf aphid) is the source of this 1675-nucleotide messenger RNA. RefSeq lists its product as uncharacterized. Gene Ontology annotation, molecular function: potassium ion leak channel activity. The transcript has 3 exons. Lineage: Eukaryota; Metazoa; Arthropoda; Insecta; Hemiptera; Aphididae. Bases 1 to 1665 code for a protein of 554 amino acids. Gene Ontology annotation, cellular component: membrane. The record is from RefSeq and is a predicted model, not a curated record. Gene Ontology annotation, biological process: stabilization of membrane potential; potassium ion transmembrane transport.